Molecule: messenger RNA, 1621 nt
Organism: Purpureocillium takamizusanense
Lineage: Eukaryota; Fungi; Ascomycota; Sordariomycetes; Hypocreales; Ophiocordycipitaceae
Exons: 2
Coding region: 175-1194 (339 amino acids)
Source: RefSeq, a predicted model, not a curated record
CCCUCCCUCUCCUCCCUCCAUCCAUCCGUCUCUCUUUCAUCACCAACGCAACGAUUCUCGCUUGUCCAACAGGAGCACAACAUCCUCCCGCGGACUAACAACAACGUCGUCAUCAUAACCAUCGUCAGCCGGCCCCGAGCAACAGCACACGACACGCGCACACGCCGGCCCACCAUGCAGCUGAAGCCGCUCGCCUUUGCGGCCGCGGCCGCGGCGAUGCUCGUCGUCCCCGAGACAUCCGAGCACGACGAGGCCGUCUUCAGGGCGCUCCCCAUGCAGCCCGACGCCAUCGCCAUGCCGCCGACGGCCGUCUCGCAGGCCGUCCGGGUGCCGUGCGUCCAGUGCAAGGGCAGCGACGCCCAGCUGAAGCUCGACUUCGUCGUCGAGGGCGACUCGCGCCUCAUGCUCAACGGCUUCGAGCUGUACCCGACCGCCGACCCCUGGAACGGCGACCUGUCGGCCCUCGUCGUCGACGGCGGCGGCCGCGAGAGGGAGCAGCGCCUCGGCUACAGCCUGUCCAUCGAGCCCGAAGCCACGGACCAGGACCUGCAGCUGCAGCUCGUCGGCGUCGAGCUGCGCGUCAUCGAGGUCGGCAGCCGCUUCGUCGAGGGCGUCCCCACGGUCCGCUUGCAGGUUCUCCGCACCGCCGACGACAGAAUCGCCAUCGCCAACGUCGCCCUCGUCGACUCGCCCGUCUCGGCCUGCACCACCAUGUUCUGCCGCGUCAGGCAACUCACCGACGAGAUGCUCAAGUCCAUCAAGGGCUUCAGGCCCCAUGGCUGCGGCAGGCACCGCAACAAGGGCCCCGCCGCCGGCGUCAUGCCGCUCCACCACGGCCGCCCGCCGCACCCUCAUCCUCACUCUCACCCCGAUCGCCCUCAUCCCCAUCACCAUCACAUGGGGCCACAUCGCCACAACUGGCGCAAGCUGUUCAAGAACGUCGCCUCGCACAUUUUCCUGCCCGUCCUGAUGGGCAUCACCGCCGGCGUCGGCGUCGCAGUCAUCGCCAUGGUCCUCUGCAGCGUCCUUGUCCGCGUGACGCGCCUCGCCACGUGCAAGCGGGCAGGCGCUCGCUGCUGUCGCCGGAAGCAGAGCCCGCCCACCUCCCAGCCCGACAUCGAAAAGGUCGGCCUGAUGCAGGAGGAGGAGCACGAGGAGGCUCCUCCCCAGUACCGGGACGACGAAUCCAAGUAAGCCGGACGCGCCGGGCAACAAAAGUUUUGCGCAUCGUCCCUAUCCAGCGCGCAUUGUGCGCCUGGAGUACGACGGGCGCACUCAUCGUCACACGACACACGCGAAUACCCACAGUGCACAGGUGCAGAAGGGGUUGGAUGAUUGGGCGUUUUUGGGCAUGGGGCAGGUAAGGGGUCGCGGGUCGUGGUUCGCGCGAUGGCCGGGGCGAGGCGGAUGCUGGUCGCCCACUACCCUCCUUUUCAUGACGGCAUUGGGCUGCAGCGUUUCAUUUGAUAUACCACAUGUCACACAGGCACACUCCUUUUGAAUUGAGUUUUGAGCGUACGCCGCGGGCAGGUGCGAGAUGCUGACGUUCUUUGCCGUGCUGUGCCGUGCCGUGCCGUAUCGCGAGAUGCCGUGAGCCGCGCGGGCGGCAACGAGGCUGCCC